Molecule: messenger RNA, 2670 nt
Organism: Sipha flava (yellow sugarcane aphid)
Lineage: Eukaryota; Metazoa; Arthropoda; Insecta; Hemiptera; Aphididae
Product: TBC1 domain family member 15-like
Exons: 12
Coding region: 260-2602 (780 amino acids)
Biological process (GO): activation of GTPase activity
Molecular function (GO): GTPase activator activity
Source: RefSeq, a predicted model, not a curated record
GUUUAAUAUGCUCAUAGUAUCUAUUGUGUACGAGGCGCAAAUCUAUGCGCGUCUUGAAAUAUUUCACUAUGUAGUAGGGGUACAUAAUAUUAUGCAUGCAGAUGGCUGUUCGUAAUAGUUCGUAUUAUGUUGACAUCAAAAAGAGAGGAACAAUAACAGGUUCGAUGUGACCUUAAUGUUACAAGGCUGUUGCUGUUACAUUUACACUUUUACAGUUUUGUAUGUAAUCAUAGAACGAUAUAAGUUUUAAAAGAUAAAAAUGGACGUCAACAAACUGGAAGAAGAAGAACUGUCGUACGAGUUAAAGUCCAGAGGCAUAGCAUCAAUGAACAAUGUAAACGAAAUGAGAAGUGUUUUGAGAGGGUUGUUGAAGAUCGAAGUAGAAGGUAAAUCGUUGAUGGUGACCAACAGCAAUGUUCCAUUAGAUGUGAAAAGCGAGGUGAAAACGUGUGUUAAAAAAUUACAAGUCAUCAACACAAUGAUCGACAACAUCAAAGGGGACAGGUACAGUGAACAAUAUAGAACAGUGGAUGCAAAAUUAUGUCAUUUAAUGAAUCGUGUAGAUAAAUUAAUGGUAACUGAACCGGAAGAUAAAAAAGACAGGUCUAAUUUGUUAAAAGGCAUAUUGUUCUUAAUGAGAAAAAUGGAAUCAAUGACAUCUAAUACAACCGUUAUUGAAACCAAUACAAAUGAAAAUGAUAACGCAGUUGGACCUGGUACUGUAGUAUUAUAUGAGAAAAACACUAUCACAGAAAUGAAUUCGACUUGUAGAAGUUCUGAAUCUACUACGUCCGAUGAAGAAUUUGGCACAGAAUAUUUUGUUCAACAAGGUGUAGCAAUAAAAAGCUUAAGUAAGUUACAUAAAGGAUCAAAAAGUCAUAAAAAUGCAGAGACUCAUUAUACAGGAUUAUUGAAAAUUAUGAAAUACAAAACUGCCAAGUUUAUUGAAUGGAAACCAACAGAAAUGUCUGUAUUUCCUGAUGCAGAUGAAUGGAAUAUAGUUGAUACUGGGUAUAAGCAAAUUGGUAAAAAUAAGAGUGAUCGUAAUAUUGAUAUAAAAAUUAACUUGGCAACAAUGAAAAGUUAUAAAAUGAAAAAGCAUAAAAAACAUCAAAUUUCAAUACUCCAGACUAAUGGUUCACUUGUCACAUUUUUAUUUGAAAGUUCUCCGAUAAAUGAUUUUGUAACAGCUUUGAAAACACUUCUUCAUACAGAAAAAGAAAUACGACACCACAGACCUACUGGUGUGAUUUUAGUACUUGGUGAAAGGCAAGAUUCUGAUCCUCUGUGUCAGUCAAUUAAAGAGUUAAAAAUAUUUCCGGAUCAACCACCUACAAGUACAGUUUGGAGUUUCAUUAGUGGAUUCCAAAACAAUCCUGUAGAAAAAACAUAUGAAACAUUUGCAAAAAUUAGUGAUGUUCUAUUGACUCGGACAGCAGAUACAAGACCAGACCAAGAAGUGGUAGAACUAUUAAAUAGAGCAGAAGAAGAUGAUGAAUACACCAUGGUAGAUCACCCUCCAUCGGUCUUACCACCCAGACCAAAAAUAAAGCCUAGAGGAAAUCCAUUAGACCAAACAACUUUUUAUCAAUCUAUGGAUAAUGAAGGACGUAUCAUUAAUGUAGAUAAAAUAAAAAACAUAAUUUUCUUUGGAGGUUGUGAACACUCAAUAAGACACGAAGUAUGGAAAUAUUUACUUGGGUAUUAUCCUUGGAAUUCUACCCGAGACCAACGUUUACUUAUUGAUAAACAACAGAAAAUUGAAUAUGAAAGAAUGAAAGUGCAGUGGAUGAAUAUGUCUUUUGACCAAGUAUCAAGAUUCAACAUGUAUAGAGACCGAAAAAGCCUAAUUGAUAAAGAUGUUUAUAGAACUGAUAGAACGCUUGAUUUUUAUGCCGGAGAAGAAAAUAAAAACCUUUCAAAACUUCAUAAUGUUUUAAUGACUUAUGUCAUGUAUAAUUUUGAUCUUGGUUAUGUUCAGGGUAUGAGUGAUUUAUUAUCACCAAUAUUGAUGAUAAUGAACAGUGAUGAAGUGGAAUCAUUUUGGUGUUUUGUGGGUUUUAUGAACAGAGUUAAUACAAAUUUUGAAUUAAAACAAACCGGCAUGAAGAAACAGCUAAAUGAUUUACACUAUUUAUUAACAACAGUUUCACCAAAACUGGAAAAUCAUUUAAAAAAAAUGGAUUCCAGCAAUAUGUACUUUUGCUUUAGAUGGCUUUUGGUCUUGUUUAAACGAGAAUUUGUUCAUUCUGAUAUUAUGCGUUUAUGGGAGGUACUGUGGACAGAUAUUCCAUGUGCAAAUUUCCAUCUCUUAAUAUGCGUAGCUAUAUUAGAUAAUGAGAAAGAUAUCAUAAUCAAUGAAAAUUAUGGACUCACUGAAAUCUUAAAACAUGUAAAUAAUUUAUGUGAAAAAAUUGAUUUGGAUAAAGCUCUAACAACAGCUUAUAGUAUUUAUGAACAGUUGAAAGAAGCACAGCCAUCAUUGCAAGAUUCAGUUAAUGAGCUACUUGGGUUCUCCAUAUCUCGCUCUGAUACAAUAUUGUCUAACAGUAAUCUUACAGAAGAUAAUUACGAAAAGGCUUUAUCAAUGAAUUAUGUAUAAUUAACAAUGACUAUUGUGCAGAAUUUAAAAUGACUGUGAUCAAAAUAAACUAUAUAAGCUCUUAAUUA